AUGGAGGCCUCCCAGGGGGUUGCGGAAGCCCAGGCCUUAAGCCCAGGGCAGACUGCUCAAUAUCAGAGAUACGUGAAAGAGGCCAAGGCGGCAACUAAGAAUGGAGAUCUGGAAGAAGCAUUUAAACUUUUCAGUUUGGCAAAGGACAUUUUUCCCAAUGAAAAGGUGAUGAGCAGAAUCCAAAACAUACAGGAAGCCUUGGAGGAGUUGGCAGAACAGGGAGAUGAGGAAUUUACAGAUGUGUGCAACUCUGGCCUGCUGCUUUACCGAGAACUACACGACCAACUUUUUGAGCAUCAAAAGGAAGGCGUAGCUUUCCUCUACAGCCUAUAUAGGGAUGGAAGAAAAGGUGGUAUCUUGGCAGAUGAUAUGGGAUUAGGGAAGACUGUUCAAAUCAUUGCUUUCCUUUCGGGUAUGUUUGAUGCUUCACUUGUGAAUCAUGUGCUGCUGAUCAUACCAACCAAUCUUAUUAACACAUGGGUAAAAGAAUUUGUCGAGUGGACUCCAGGAAUGAGAGUCAAAACCUUUCAUGGUCCUAGCAAGGAUGAACGUACCAGAAAUCUCAAUCGGAUUCAGCAAAGGAAUGGCGUCAUUAUCACUACAUACCAAAUGUUAAUCAAUAAUUGGCGGCAACUUUCAAGCUUUAAUGGCCAAGAGUUUGUGUGGGACUAUGUCAUACUUGAUGAAGCACAUAAAAUAAAAACCUCAUCUACUAAGUCAGCAAUAUGUGCUCGUGCAAUUCCUGCAAUUAAUCGUCUCCUCCUCACAGGAACCCCAAUCCAGAAUAAUUUACAAGAACUAUGGUCCCUGUUUGAUUUUGCUUGUCAAGGGUCCCUGUUAGGAACAUUAAAAACUUUUAAAAUGGAGUAUGAAAAUCCCAUUACUAGAGCAAGACAGAAGGAUGCUACUCCUGGGGAAAAAGCCUUGGGAUUUAAAAUAUCUGAAAACUUAAUGGCAAUCAUAAAACCCUAUUUUCUCAGGAGGACUAAAGAAGAAAUACAAAAGAAAAAAUCAAGCAACCUAGAAGUCAGAAUUAGUGAAAAGAAUCCAGAUGUUGGUGCCACUUGUGAAAUGCCCUCACUUUCCAGGAAAAAUGAUUUAAUAAUUUGGAUACGUCUUGUACCUUUACAAGAAGAAAUAUACAGGAAAUUUGUGUCUUUAGACCAUAUCAAGGAGUUGUUAAUGGAAACACGCUCACCAUUAGCUGAGCUAGGUGUCUUAAAGAAGCUGUGUGAUCACCCUAGGCUGCUGUCUGCUCGGGCUUGUCAGUUACUGAAUCUAGGGACUGUCAAAUUCUCUGCUCUAGAUGGAAAUGAAGGGGAAGAUUUCCCAGACAUGGAUCAUAUUGAUCAAAUAACUGAUGAGACACUGAUGGAAGAAUCUGGAAAAAUGAUAUUCCUAAUGGAUCUGCUUAAGAGAUUGCGAGAUGAAGGGCAUCAAACUCUGGUGUUUUCCCAAUCAAGGCAAAUUCUAAACAUCAUCGAACACCUCUUAAAGAAUAGGCACUUUAAGACAUUGCGAAUUGAUGGAACAAUUACUCAUCUUUUGGAACGAGAAAAAAGAAUUAACUUAUUCCAGAAAAAUAAAGAUUACUCUGUUUUUCUGCUUACUACUCAAGUAGGUGGUGUUGGUUUAACAUUAACCGCAGCAACUAGAGUGGUCAUUUUUGACCCUAGCUGGAAUCCUGCCACCGAUGCUCAAGCUGUGGAUAGAGUUUACCGGAUUGGACAAAAAGAAAAUGUUGUGGUUUAUAGGCUAAUCACUUGUGGGACUGUAGAGGAAAAAAUAUAUAGAAGACAGGUGUUCAAGGACUCAUUAAUUAGACAAACUACUGGUGAAAAAAAGAACCCUUUCAGAUAUUUUAGUAAACAAGAAUUAAGAGAGCUCUUUACAAUCGAGGAUCUUCAGAAUUCUGUAACUCAGCUGCAGCUUCAGUCUCUGCAUGCUGCUCAGAGGAGAUCUGAUAAGAAACUAGAUGAACAUAUUGCCUACCUGCACUCUUUAGGGAUAGCUGGAAUCUCAGACCAUGAUUUGAUGUACACAUGUGAUCUCUCUGCUAAAGAAGAGCUUGAUGUGAUAGAAGAACCUCACUAUAUUCAACAGAGGGUUCAAAAAGCUCAAUUCCUUGUUGAAUUAGAGUCUCAAAAUGCAGGGCUCCUGAUGGAACAACAAACAACUAGAAAUGAGGGGACCUGGCUAAGAGAACCUGUGUUUCCUUCUCAAACAAAGAAAAAAUGCCCCAAAUUCAAUAAUCCACAGCCUCAGCCUUCACCUCUUUUAACCACCCAUCACAUUCAGGAAGAUAUCAGUUCCCAAAUGGCAAAUGUAAUCAUUGAUGACCCACCAGAAGAGGGUGAGAAAGAUGAUCUCUCCAGUAUUAAGACAAACAUUACUAUCCCGCAAGAUGGUUGGCAUCCAUGUGAAAGUACAUUUGAUGCUGAUUCUAUAGCUACUUUCCCCAAAGGGUUUGAAAGUUUAGAAGAAACUUGGAAUGACUCAUUACUGGGAUUGUCAAAAAGCUUUGCAACUGAAAAGGAAGCUCUACCAAAAGAAGCCUUACAAGAGGGGCCUACACAAGAGGCACCGCAAGAAGAACCUCCAGGAAAUUUUAAUUAUUCGCUUACCAAAUCAAUCAAAGCUGAUCUCAAGCCAAAUCUGGAUCAGCUAAAGGAUGAUGAGAUUUCACAUCAGCACAAUCCCUGGCCCAUUAAUCCCAUAACAAAUGGAAAUCAAAAUACAGAAUCAAAUGUAUCUGUUAUUGAAAUAACUGAUGACUUGUCAGCAUCCCAUAGUGCACUGCAGGAUGCUCAAGCAAAUGAGGCCAACUUGGAAGAGAAACUUUCCACAUCUUCACCACAAUAUGCAUGUGACUUCAAUCUUUUCUUGGAAGACUCUGCGGACAAUGGAAAAAAUCCUCCUAGUCAUUCUUUAGAACAUAUGGAGAAAACAAAUAGCUUAUGUGACUCUGCAGCUAAUUCCAGAUCAGAGUUUGUACCUAGAAAAACAUGUCUCAGUUGGGAUUUUACUGAAAAAGAUGAUGAAGCAGAAGAAGUAAUAGUUAAUGUGAAAAUCAGAAGUAAAGCGAGAAGGAUUGUUUCAGAUGACGAAGAUGAAGAUGAUUAUGAUUCUUUUAAAGGUACCUCAAGCACAAAAUCAUUCCACACAUCUCCCUUUCAAUUCUCAUCUGUGAAACAAUUUGAUGCUUCAACUCCCAAAAAUAACAUUAGUCCUCCUGGAAGGUUCUUUUCCCCUAUAAUGUCCAAUAGUGUAAAUAAGUCUAUAAACUCUAGAAGAUCUCUGGCUUCAAGGAGAUCUCUUAUUAAUAUGGUUUUAGAACAUGUGGAGGAUAUGGAGGAAAGACUUGAUGAUAGCAGUGAAGCAAAGAGUGCUAAAGAUUAUCCAGAAGAAGAGGCAGAGGAAAGCAGUGAGGAAGCCUCUGAGCAUACAGAAGAGGAUCCUUCUGGAGAAACACUGUCUUCAGAAAACAAGUCUAGCUGGUUAACUAGGGCUAAGCCCAGUGCUUUAGUUCAGGAAACCUCUCUUACUGAGUCUGAGCCAUUAUCUAGUGAUUCUCCCCAGGAUGAAGCAGUGGAGUCUGUGAAUGACUAUGAAACUCUUAUAAUGCGUGGAAAAGAACUGAAAGAGUGUGGAAAACUACAGGAGGCCCUAAACUGCUUAGUUAAAGCACUUGACAUAAAAAGUGCAGAUCCUGAAGUCAUGCUUAUGACUUUAAGUUUGUAUAAGCAACUUAGUAACUCUUGAGAACAUAACCUAUGUAAAGUGAAACUGAGUAUGAGGUCAUUUUUGUGUCUGUAAUUGGAUUCUUUGGUUGGAGGCAUGAAAUAUUCAGACUUAGGUGUGAGAAAUAUCUCAAAAAGCAACUUCUGGCUCUACAGCCUGGCUCCUGGCUCCUCCUCCCCCUACACGUAUUCUGGUUGUGAGUACUAGCUUAAUAUUUCUUCAAUUGAAUACUCCUAAAUUUCCCUUAUGGGCAUGUCCUAUAAACUUAACUAUGUUAUUUCCUG
Messenger RNA from Otolemur garnettii (small-eared galago), 4025 nucleotides. RefSeq names its product DNA excision repair protein ERCC-6-like. The record is from RefSeq and is a predicted model, not a curated record. Lineage: Eukaryota; Metazoa; Chordata; Mammalia; Primates; Galagidae. Gene Ontology annotation, molecular function: ATP binding; ATP-dependent chromatin remodeler activity; DNA translocase activity. The coding region runs from base 1 to 3762 and encodes 1253 amino acids. The transcript has a single exon.